AAACUGGCUCACACAGCACCUCCCACUCUGACACAAUGGCCAGACUGGACAUCACAGAGAGCUUCCACCAGACUGACUUCCCAGGACACCUGCACACCCAGGAGUCUCUGCGCUUCGCCCAGGAGUUUGAAUUCCAGGACUCUGACACCCUCAUUGUCACCUACCCCAAGUCAGGCACCACCUGGAUGCAGGAGAUCCUGACCCUGGUGUCCAGCAGAGGAGACCCAAUUCCAGCAAAGACCAUACCGAAUUGGACGCGGGCCCCCUGGCUGGAGCAGUAUUACUUCCGGGACGUCCUGAGGGCCUCACAGGGCCCCCGACUCAUCACUACACACCUGCCCUAUGAAGUCCUGGCCUCGGCUCUCCAUGGCUCCAAGGCAAAGGUGAUCUAUGUUGCUCGAAACCCCAAAGAUGUUGCUGUAUCUUACUACCACUUCCAUAAAAUGGCUAAAUUCCUGCCUGACCCCAACACAUUCGAGGAGUUCCUGGACAAUUUUAUGGAGGGAACAGUGCAUUACGGGUCAUGGUUUGACCAUGUCAAGGGCUGGACCAAUCACAGAAAUGACCUCAACUUCUUCUACAUCACAUAUGAGGAGAUGUUGCAUAACCUGAGAGCCUCUCUGGAGAAGCUGUGUGGUUUCCUACAGUGCCACCUGCUGCCGGAGGAGUUGACGAGCAUCCAGAGACAUUGCACUUUCAACAGCAUGAAAGAGAACAACAUGGUGAACUACACCCUCAUACCCAGCGAGGUCAUGGAUCACAGUAAGAGCCAGUUCAUGAGGAAGGGUAAAACCGGAGACUGGAAGGAACUUUUCAGCAGCAAACAGAACAAUCACUUUGACGACAUUUUCGAGGAAGAGAUGUUUGAUUCCGAGCUGGAGUUCAUCUGGGAGUGAUUCCUCUUGUGUAACACAAGUCCUUCUUUCUCCCUGCCAAAGAACACAAAGGACUGGACACACUGUGACUGUGACUACGUCAAUAGGAUUUGUUAUGCUAAAGACCUGAAGUAAAGCCUACUAUCUUACUAUAAUAUAUGAUAGUGAAUAUAUUAUAGUACAUUAGACUCUAGAUUAACUCCAUCACACCUGCACAUGUCACUGUAACUGCAGUGUAACUACUAUAAAUACUCGUUCUGCUUUUGUAGUGUGGUACUAUGCAGGUUGGUGCAGUUAAGCUAUGCUGCUUCUAUACCUCACAUAUCUAGUAGUAUUGCCACUGUAGGAAAUGUACUGCAAUUUUAUAGCAAGUUGUAAAAAAAACGUAACAUAAGCUUUAUUGUAAACCACUGUUUUUUAGACAUUUUUGUGUUAGAUAAUAAUUGUUUUUGAACCACUUUAAUAUUUUUCAUAUGUGAUGUUGUGUGAUGUUUUCUAUGGUUUUGUAUUUGCACUUUAUUGUAUUAAUAUGCCUUGUUUGUCCUUUUUUCCCCCAAUAUUUUAAUAUAUAGAAUAUGCAGCUUUAUGAAUUUUUCAAAUCGUAUCAAUAGCAGACAGAUAAUAACUCAUGGCAAGGUGUUUAGAGUCCAGACACUUUCAACAAACAGUUUAACGCAUACCUUUUAGAAAUAACAACAAUAAAAAAAAUGUAAAAAAUGAAAUGAGAAACAUUUUGACUAGAAGUCUUUUUCUUUUUCAAGUCUUUAUUCAUCAAUUCAUUAAGUACUAGCUCUGUCUACAGGAUAAUCUUGUAACUUGUAAUCAUGUUGUAUGUACAAUAGCAUGUGUUAUGUCCUAUCUGGGGUCAGGUUGCGGUUGUAAUCACAAUUAUCACACACUAAACUUUGUAUUAUAACAAAAAAGAGGAAAUAUUAGUUUUUUUGUUCCUCUAUGAAUUGCUCCAUCAUCAAACCCAUGUUUCUUUUUAAAGGCCACUGGAAUGUGAGCUCAGAUAACAACGUCAGUGGUAAAAUGGAAACCACUGAACUAGCUAACAUGUAAAAUGGAACUGCAGUUCUUGAAAGAAUUCAUUGAAUUACUUGUAUAUAGUUUCCCACUCUGCAAGUACACCUUAGUAAGUUAAAGUAAUUAGUAUUUAAUAGCAAUUCACAAUGUAAAGUAAUAAAACAUAAUUUUCAAGUCA
This is a messenger RNA of Acipenser ruthenus (sterlet), 2079 nucleotides long. RefSeq names its product sulfotransferase family 5A, member 1 (gene sult5a1). Bases 36 to 896 code for a protein of 286 amino acids. NCBI's taxonomy places the organism in Eukaryota, Metazoa, Chordata, Actinopteri, Acipenseriformes, Acipenseridae. The record is from RefSeq and is a predicted model, not a curated record. Gene Ontology annotation, cellular component: cytoplasm. The transcript is spliced from 6 exons. Gene Ontology annotation, biological process: sulfation. Gene Ontology annotation, molecular function: sulfotransferase activity.